AACAGAGAGUAGAACGUUUAGUGUGCGAGAUAGAAAGAGAGAGAAGUGGCAGCACGAGUAGAGUGCGCGCGUAACCCAGCGCACCGUCAGCCUUCUCGCAUCGAACUCGAAGCCAGACGACGCGACAUUGAGGGCCAAGUCGGCGGGUCUCACGCAGCGCGCACUCAGUUUGCAGUCUGGUAGCGGAGCGAGCAGACGUCUGUUCGAACGUCUCACAAACGCGCUCUGACAAAACGUAUUUCUCUUUCGGAAAGGAAUUCUCUCGUAGUCGUGUAUAUAAGUAGUUACUCUACUCCUCAUUCACGCAGAGAGAAAGAGACAGUCUAGACUCUACCGAGUUUCGAAGCAGAGUUCAAGUUCACUGUUUGAGAAGAUUUUCGUCUGAUCGUGUGAUCGUGAUAUAUAGAUAUAUAUUUUUCUCUCUCGAGAUUUCGAUCUCGAUUUUUUUUUUAAUAUACAUAUAUGUACGUAUGUAUGGAUAUAUCUAUAUAGAUAUAUAUGUGUGUAUAUAAAUAUCGUGCAGGACAGCAGCCAUCAGUGACUCGAACAUUUCUUUCGGCCGAUCGAGAACGAAAGGAUUAAUUUUCUAUCGGCAUUUAUCGAAAGUGGUGGACCAUAUAUUCUUUCUUUCCUUUUUCUUUCUGUUCUUCUGUUUCCUCGCUCGUACACGAAACGCGUACUUAACCGAGACGUUCGUUUGUGGUGCGGAAUUGAACGAUAAAGAAGAGAGAACCGAAGGAUUCAACGGGAAGAAAAUCGAGCAAUAAUUCCACGUUAUGCCGACAGUGACUUAGAAAUAUUCUACAGGAACAUUGGUUAUCGUGUCGUUCGCGAACUUUUUCAAAAACGGAAAAAGAAAUCUAUAGGACAAGAAAACUCGUGUGCGUGCAUUCGUCGCGCGCGUAUAAUAAAACUUUGAUCGUUCGAUCGAUCGCAUAACCGAAUUAAAUCGGACAAUCUUGAAAAAAAUAAUCUUUAGUUUUUGUUCAUCGUUCUCGUUGUUGUUUAUUAUCACUAUUCUUAUUUUUUAUUAUUAUUACAAUCAUUAUUACUACAACUACUAUCGUCACUACCAUCAACCAUCGCUAUUAUUCGUACGAACGCUUGACGCAUAUAGAAGCAAAGUGCAUCGACCGUUGGACGUGCGAUCGUAUCCGAAAGAAUCUUUCAAAAUUGAUGUACUAAGAAGACGAAUUAUGGUGGCAGAAUUUGUCGCCCGUCAGAGUGGAUCGCCCAUAAAUGGUGAGACCGCUUGCCUAAACAGUAACAUGCCGGCCAGCCACACAAUGGCGCACGCAGGUCACGCUGGCCACGGUGGUCACGAUGCUCACGGACCACUACCACCACUUACACAUCCGGCUCAUCAUGGUGCACCUAUUCAGCAGCAGCAGCAACAACACGCACCGCAGCAGCAGCCGCAACAACCACCGCCGCCACCACCUCAGCAGCCUUCGCAUCAUCAUCACCACCACCACCAGACGCAACAGCAGCAACAACAUCAUCAACAGCAGCAACAGCAGCAGCAACAGCAACAGCAGCAGCAGCAGCAGGCGCAACAGCAGCACCAACAACAGCAGUCACAGCAACAUCAACAUUUACACCAAGAUUCACAACAGGUGACACAUCCCGAAAACUUCCCCCCGAACUUCGACAUCAGAAAAGAGCUCUUUUCCCAGCGCAAGCAGAGAGAGUUCAUCCCGGACAACAAGAAGGAUGACAGCUAUUGGGACCGGAGGAGACGCAAUAACGAGGCGGCCAAGCGGUCGCGCGAGAAGAGGCGAUUCAACGACAUGGUGCUAGAGCAGCGUGUCAUGGAGCUGAGCAAGGAGAACCAUAUACUAAAGGCGCAACUCGAGGCUAUACGCGACAAAUUCGGUAUAUGCGGGGAGUCCGUGAUAAGUACGGAACACGUGCUCGCGGCAUUGCCCGCGGAACCACCGAUAAGCGUGAAAAGGGCGAAACUACCGGCCUCGGCAGCCCUCCUUUACGCGAGAACACCGAGUCCCGUUCACACGUCGGUGAUCCAUCAGCCUGUUAGCGGUGCCAGAUCGCCUAGAUCACCGGCCCAGCUUUACGUGCCCGAAACAACCGCUUAUCCGGAAACGGAAAGCUUCCAAUAUCCUUAUCCGCAUCCGGCCAUGCAUCUCGAUACGACGAGCGCGUUGAAUUUAUCGCGAGGACGAAGAGCACAGUCGCCGUUCGAGUUAUCCUCCGGUAGCGGCGACGAGGGUGGGCCACAGAUGAUAGUAAAUUCUUCGGCCAACAACAGUCUGCCGCACAAACUCAGGCAUAAAUCCCGUAUAGGUGACAAGGACGCCGCGAGUGCUCUACUCGCAUUACAAGGUAUCAAACAGGAGCCCGGACCAAGAGCGUCGCCACCUUGGGACAAUGAAGGUUCCAGCGACGAACGGGAUUCUGGUAUAUCAUUGGGAGCCGAAUGGACCGGACCAAGCGUGGCUACCGUCCCGGAAAGUGAGAGGGAAGUCAAGUCGAGGCUCGACCGUCUUGCAUCCGAAGUUGCCUCAUUGCAGUCCAUACUUCGCCUAGGCAAGCCAACCGACAGUCUGAUGGCUGGACAUCCAUUGCCAACCAACGCAACGACACACAAUGGACCAUGAACAAAUGUCAUCGUCGUUUUCACGAACUUGUGUCGAUGGAAUUUACCCUGUUCUAAACGAACUAUCGUGUUUUUAUCAUAUCCUCCAUCUUCGAGAUGCUCGAAAACCGAUUCGAUCAAGAUCCGUACACGUCUCGACGAACUUUUAAUGGCCGUACUCGUCGAUUGGUUCUCGCCGAACGAAACAACGGAGAGAGGAGAGGGUGACCAAUUCCUUCGUCCAAUGUCGAUCAUCAUACGCGAAGCGAAACAUCGAUUAUUCUUAUUGGCGGAAAAAUGAACUCGAUUCUGGGCGUCUUCGAUUCUUUCGCUUUGCACGGUGAUAUUCGUCGAGAAAGGAACGAGGAGGGGGGAGACCCUUUACCGGACGGAUAUUCUCUCUCCCCUCUUCUUCCUUAACUUUCCCCACCCAGUCACCUCUCCUCCCCCCGCCCCUCCACUCCGCUCCAUCCGAUGCGUCGAUGCUGUCGCAAAGUAGUAACUGAUAAAACGAACGAGAUACGAUAUUUAGGUUACUCGUUACUAUAAUUACGUUCUUAUUAAGAUCUUUAAGCUAUUCGUUAUAUUUUAUUCAUUAUCGUUAACAGCGAGUUUGUUAAUUUGGGACAGUCGUAUAUCGCUAAACGCAUACGUAAAUCGAUACGAAACUAUCGGAGUUUAUUCGAAUCACAGAGAUCGUCUCUAAACAGGUAAUAUUAAGUGAACGAACACUUGAACGAACCGUUCUCAUCUUGAGAACAUUCUUAUCGAUCUUUCGGCUAGUAUGGAGGCGUUCUCGAGUAUCGAGCUUAGUUUACGAAUACAAAGUUUACCUGCUCUGGACGAGAUGCAUCGUUAUAUACGUUUAUCCACGUAAUAGAUAUUUACGUAUAUACGAAUCUAAAAAACAUUUUGACGUUUUAGACUACCAAUCGCAACGAGAGUUAUUAUUUUUCUAUGCCUCCGUGAAUUUCUUUUUCUUUUUUUUUUCUUUCUUUCUUUCUUUCUUUCUUUUUCCUUUUUUCUUCUUUUUCUUUCUGUUUUCUGUCUCUUUUUUUUUUUAUCCCACUCCUUACGUGCCGUAUUCAUCUUAAGCGGAUUUACUCGUAAAUAUAAUAGAGGAGUGUUAAGCCGCUUUCGCAGGAACAUUUGCGAUAUUACAUAAAUGUACUUCCGUUUUCUCUUCGAUGCGAAUACGAUAUCUCAGCACGUAAGCAUAUUUCGUGAAUAAAUACGAACAUUUCAUUUAUAGGAUAUACACGUAAGAAAAACUUUAUCUGGCAAAAUUAUAAUCUGUUCGAUUUGAACGAGACCGAUCCGAACGUUCGCGCGAAAGCGACUUUAUUCUACGAUUAAUGUAAUCGUGGUCGCGCAACCGGCUAUCUCACUACCAUCAAGAUACGUUUGAAAGGUAAAUUUCGUAUCGUCGAGAUCGUUAACCGUGAAGCAAUAGAUAAGCUCUCGUUACGAUACCAUCCAAGAAAAGAAGAUCAUUUUGAUUUUCUUCGUACGUAAGUACGUAGACCAAUACAUACAUAAACAUGUCGUUUAAAGAAGAAUAGAUAUGUGUAUCAUGCGAAUAUACACUAAGUCGCCUUACUAGCAGUUAGUCUAUAUAUAUGUGUGUAUAUAUAUGUAUGUAUUAUAUGUGUGUGUAUAUAUAUGUAUGUAUAUAUAUAUAUGUAUGUAUAUAUGGCACAUGAUAAAAUCAAAAUGACAAUUAUCAUUAUCUUGUUCUUUCUUUGUCUCUCAGAAAAUUUGAGCCUCUUUAUACGAUCGAACGAAUGAAUUCAUUCUAUAUAAAACGAUACGAAAUUAUUACGUUCGCCGAGAAAAAAGAAAGAAAGAAAGAAAGAAAGAAAAAAAGAAAAGAAGAAAAAGAAAAAGAGAAUUAAAUAAAUAAAUCGAUCAAUCAAUAAAACGCGAUCAAAUUAAAAUAAAACGCGAGCUGUUUUAUGAGAAAUCUUCAUGAUCGUGUAUUUAGAAUCGUUUUCAUUAUGAUAUUGUCAUAGUUUUAUCGUAAACGUUUUUCACCCUUCGCCUUUCGUCCCUUCGUACCCCAUCAUCCUUCACCUUCUCGUGACUGUUUCCUUUUAUUAUUUUUCUUUUAUCGGUGAUCGUAAACGAGAUGCGAUCGCGCGCAUAUGUCUACGUAUUUAAAAGGAUCGACAAUUCAUCAUACAGAUUAAAAACGCAUAUAUACAUAUAUACACUGUAGACUUGCAAUUUACGCAACUGCAGUUUGUGCUUUGCACAGCACUACGUUAAAAGUUAUUUAUCGGAAUAUCGGUAAAAUUUUUAAGUAUCUUCAUCGGAUCUUCGUUAUAAGCCGAAAUUAAUCUUUAAACCGAUAUUUAGGAUCGAAGUAUUAAGUGAGCCUAUAGUUAUAUAUUAAAAACGUAAAUAAAUAAACAAAUAUAUAUAUACAUAAAUAUAUAUAUAUAUACAUACAUACGUAUAUGUGCAUAUAUAUAUGUAUAUGUAUAUAUAUAUAUAUAUAUAUAUAUAUAUAUAUAUAUAUAUAUAUACACACACACAUAUAUAUAGAAAUUAAUGUAUUUUUCGAUAUCGUGAUUAUGGCGAGCGGUUAUUGUUUGCAAAUUGUCGAUUUGCCGUAUAAAUAAAUUCAUCGAAUCGAAACGAAUGUCGUCCAUCGUACGUCUCACUUCACGUUAAUGCAAUGAAAAUUUUUUGUGAAAACAAAAUUGAAUGUUUUCAACCAACGAAUGACUGAUUUUUGAGAAAAAGCGGGCGACUUUUGCAAAAUGUAAAAAAGUUAUUUGGAAAUACGUCCUAUUAGAAGAAUUUACAUACGCCUUUGUGUCUAUUAUAUAACAUAUUGUAUACAUGUAUAUGUACAUAGUAAGUCAUAGUAAUAUUCGAACACUUUAUGAAAUAACGUGUUUUUUUUUUUCUUUUUUUUUUCUUUUUUUUUUUAACUAAUCGCAAACAAAGUGUUCUAAAGAUUGUUUAGUGUAUCUAUAUGCAACAUAAUUUGUGUGAAUCUACAUAUAGUAUAUGAAGAAUUGAAGAAAAAAUUAUUUUUACAAAUACAAAAUGAGAUUCUUUUUAUGAUAUUUCAUCAAGAGAUUUUAUAAAAAAAAAAAAAGAGAGAGGAAAAAAGCCAAAAAAAAAUUAUAAUAAUUGAUCGAUUUUUCUGUGUCAGAAUAAACGUAAACCAGAUCUACAAAAUGCAUAUAUUAUUUCUUUAAGCUUUAGAUAGCAAGUAUAAAAAAGAAAAAAAAAAUUCUCAUUUUGUACCUUUAUCGUUGUUAAAAUAAAAGAAAACUAUUUUUUUCUCUUGUUUCUUUUUUUUCGUAUUCUUCUUUUCAUCGUCAUACUUCAUAGAUAUCGCAUUAAUUUUUUUCUCCACGGUAUUCCAUUAUUAAAAUUACAUGGGGCACUUUGUUUUGACAAAAUGACAAAUUAUUAUUAAAAUUAUAUAAUUGAGAAAAUACAAAAUCCGCGAAAAAAAUUUAAGAAUGGGCCAUUCGAAAUUAAGAAGAUUUGCUAUAAUUUGACGAACGAAUCGAGCAGUUCGUACGAUUUUUGGCGUCGACGAUUUAAUAGUGAUCAACAUUAACCGAAAGCCAUUCAUUGUAAUUAUGAAGCGUACCUUUAUUUAUUAUUACAUCGACCGCCUAUUUAACGAAAGCGAACGAUCGCGAUCGACAAUUAAAUUGAUCGAUCUAACGUAACCAAGACGUAACGAACGAUACUUGAGAGCGAUCAAUAUCGUCGAUCAUUUCGUCGUCUGAAUCACUUCCAAAGCAGAUCGAGGAGACACUUGAUCUGUAAGCACGUUCAUUAAGAUUUAUAUAUAUAUAAAAGAAAAAAAAAUGAAAAAAAAAACACAUAACAAGACUGUUUAUUAUAAUCGGCGUUAUUCGCGUAAAGAUCUCGCAACAAUUUUGUUCUUUCUACCUUAUUUCUCUCUCUAUCUCUCUAUCUCUCUCUCUCUCUCUCUCUCUUUUUCUAUUUUUUGAUAUUCUACUUUCGUUUUUCUUGUUUUUCUUUUUUGUUCGUGUUAAUCUUGUUUUUUCUUUUUUUUUUUUAAAGUUGAAUGCUUUUAUAUUAUUUUAUACGGCACGUUAUGUUAUAUAAAUACAUAAAUAGUACGCCAAAAUUUUGCGAACGACAGUCGAAAUAAUGUCGUUUACCAAAGGAAUCGUUAAUAAGACGACUUAUUGAUUGGCUAUCAGGAAAAAAAAAAUUACAGAAAUAAAAAGAAUCAUGCUUAAAGAUAAUCUUGGAAAGUUGUAAGCAUUGUAUCUAAAAAAAAUCGGGCGCGUAUGCACGAAACGGACACAUACACACACACACACACACACACACAUACAUACAAUAACUAUGAUCUUAGCAAUAAAAUUCUGUUAUUCAAAAGAUCGUCUCUUACUCGUAAAAAUAAAUAAAAAAGAGAAAAGAAAAGAAAGAGAAAAAAAAGUAAUGUUCGUUAUUUUUUUUUUCUUUUUUCUUUUUUUUUUCUUGUGUCUCCUUUAGUUCGAACUUAAUCCACGAACGAAAAACUUUGGAUCUAUUCAAUUCGAAGAAGAGACAUUACAGUUUUGAAAAAUAUAAUAACAUAUGAAAUAUAUUAUUAACUUUCUUCUUCGUCCGCAGUUUGUAUAAGAAUGAAAAGAUAAUGAGAUAAAAUGGAUAUUAAAUAAUUGACAGAUUAAUUGCUGUAUAAUAUUACCGUGAGUGCCUACUAAAUACAUACAUACAUACAUACAUAUAAUAUAUAUAUAUAUAUAUAUAUAUAUAUAUAUAUAUAUAUAUAUAUCAUAUAUUAUAUACACGUACAUACAAGAGACAAGAGUUGAAUGUAUUCAUCCCUCUAUAUUAAACUUUAACGAAUCCAGGAUUGAUCAUAUUUGUAGCCCUUUGAAAUCUGAGGCAGAGUCAACACGUAAUGAAAUGAAAAACGUGUGAAAAAAAAGAAACAUAUGAAAAAUAGUUCGUUUGAAGAUUAAUAGGCAAAGAGACUACAAUGUGAAAGCGCAAAUACAUAUACGUAUAUCUAUUAUUAUAAUAUAUGUAUGCAUGUCGCUGUUAUAAAACUUCGCGAUACGGGAAAUAAUUUGAACGAUAACGACUUGUCCGAAUCGAGGAAGAAUAAUAGAUCAAUAUCGAACGACUUCCUCUCGCACGAAGGGUCGAUCUUGGGUGUCGACGUACGUAAUGUUUAUGUAUAUAUAAUAACAUAUGCAUAAACGAACAAACUGCACUUUUGCCAAAAAGCACGCUAGUCGUGCCGUCGAAUGGCGUACAUAUUUUCAAGGGACGUUUUAAAAAAUCGGCCGGAGAAGGAAUUUCGUUACCCUGUUGUUGUAAUAAUAAUAAUAAUAAUAAUAAUAAUAAUAAUAAUAAUAAUAAUAAUAAUAAUAAUAAUAUUAAUAUUAAUAUUAAUAAUAAUAAUAAAAAUAAGAAUAAUUAUUAUCAUAAUAAUAUUAAUAAUAAUAAUAAUAUUAAUAUUAAUAAUUAAUAAUAAUUAUAACUUGCGGGUGUAUUCAAGACAGUUCCUACAUAUACAAAAGCUAAAACGAGUUAGGCGGUCGACUGUUGUCUAUUAAAAUAUGACGAUGAUGAUGAUAAUGAUGAUGAUGAUGAUGAUGAUGAUGAUGAUGAUGAAAAUGAUUACGAUUACGAUUAUGACGACGAGGAGAUAUCACGAUUCCAAUGUAAGCUUGAUUUUCCUUUCUCCGGCUGUUCCGGAGGAGUAUGUAUUUUAGAUUUAAGACAUAUCCACAGCGUGUAGUGUACUUGUAUAUGAACUAUCAAAAUAAAUAUUUUCAAUGUUUUUAACAAUA
This is a messenger RNA of Vespula vulgaris, 8406 nucleotides long. RefSeq names its product histone-lysine N-methyltransferase 2D-like. NCBI's taxonomy places the organism in Eukaryota, Metazoa, Arthropoda, Insecta, Hymenoptera, Vespidae. The record is from RefSeq and is a predicted model, not a curated record. Gene Ontology annotation, cellular component: nucleus. Bases 1197 to 2618 code for a protein of 473 amino acids. Gene Ontology annotation, molecular function: DNA-binding transcription factor activity; DNA binding. Gene Ontology annotation, biological process: regulation of DNA-templated transcription; circadian rhythm. The transcript is spliced from 2 exons.